Messenger RNA from Anopheles maculipalpis, 2208 nucleotides. RefSeq names its product armadillo-like helical domain-containing protein 3. The coding region runs from base 4 to 2136 and encodes 710 amino acids. Lineage: Eukaryota; Metazoa; Arthropoda; Insecta; Diptera; Culicidae. The transcript is spliced from 6 exons. Gene Ontology annotation, biological process: regulation of Golgi organization. Gene Ontology annotation, cellular component: cytosol. The record is from RefSeq and is a predicted model, not a curated record.
GCAAUGGCAUCAAGAAAAAGAUCUGGAUCGGGCACGAAGCGUCCAAAGGAAAAGGUGGUGCACAUCUACGAACUGUUGUGCCGCGGGGAAGAUCCGAGAAAGCAGAAUGCACAGUUUUGGGAGGAGUUCUUUUUACUGCAACCCAACAUGGAAACGUUGGAAAACGAGUUGCUAAAGCUCACUCCUGAACAGUACAGUAACGCGAAACGAAACAUACAACAGUUUUUCACCGAGUGCAUUAAAAUUUUUUCGACCGGAAGUCCAAAACGGAUACACAACGCAUUGCAAACGAUCGGUGUGUUUAUUCAUGUACUUUUCCGCAAACUUGUAAUACCUGGAACGUGUGGCAGCGUUAGCGAUUCCAACAACUGUGGAGGGCUCGGUGGCAUGCCCGCAUCAUUUAUUACCAUAAGCGACAUUGAGGAUGAUAUGCGCGAAUUGAUGAAGCAGCUUUACGAGAUAUUGGCCAGUAAUAUUCCGUCUGAUCGUCCAAAAGAUCUCUGUUUGAAAACGUUACUUAUCAUUGCUACCGGUAUGGACAAUGUUAACGAAAACUGUCUUAUAGAGUUUAUCAUCGGACAAAAUAUGUUUGAGGUAUUUAAAAACAUGCUAAGCGACUCCAGUCUGCGAAAUCUGCACGGGCACGACGUGGUUACGCUAUUAACUAUACUUGUUAACUACCGAAAACACGAAGGAAGUAAUCCGUACGUGGUAGAACUGUCGCUCCUAGCGGACGAGUUUGCGUUGAAUGGCUAUGGACAAGUGAUAUCCUGCGUAUUGACCAUGUUUUGCAAGCAACAUCUUUUGAGCCUUACCGAACUUCCAACAUCAUCCUCGUGGUUCUCAUCAUUAUCGAGUAUUGUAGGAAACAUGUUCAUUUCCGAUGAUUUGUGCUAUAGAAGCCAACAGAUUAGGGCAAACAAUGCACUUCUUCUGGCACUUUAUGAAGCGAUACAUCUAAACAGAAACUUCAUAACAACUCUAGCACACACGCAGGCUGAUUCUACGCCACCUUCACCGUGCAAUACAUUGAAUGUGAAUGAUGGGACUCCCGAUCUGUCCGCGGCUGCCAUCCUAGAUGCUUCACAAUACUCAACCAAUUUGUUUGUCGCUUUGUUUCAAUACUGCUCGAUCGUGAUGCAGGAUCAUAAAAACGAUUUGAGUGCAAUUAAUUUGAAACUUUGUUUGCUAAUUUUGACAUGCAUAGCUGAGGAUCAGUAUGCGAAUUCUAUGAUGCAUGACAAUAAUCUUACUUUUAAAGUUUUAUUGCACCGAGCACAUAUGAGGCACAGAAAGUUAACGUCGGAAAAAGUGACCAAACCCCAACCUUUGGCCACUACAUUGCUUGACCUUCUGGUGGAGUUCAUCGUAUCACAUUUGCUGAAAAAGUUCCCGAUAGAACUGUAUCUGCUAUGCAUUGGGAUAAUACAUCGUGUGAUUAUCUACCAAAAAAGGUGUCGCGUGCGAAUCGCAUAUCACUGGAAGGAAUUAUGGACGGCAAUGAUAAGUUUGCUUAAAUUUCUUAUUUACCAAGAACAAAAUCUUAUGAAAAGGUGUAACAUUUUCGAACUAGCAUUACAGGUGGUAAACAUUUUCAACCUGUUCAUCACAUACGGGGAUACUUUUCUUGCCACAACUAACAGCUACGAUGAACUUUAUUAUGAAUUAAACCGUGAGGAGAAAGUUUUCUGUGAAUUGCAUGCAAUGGUACUAAGAUAUGCUUCGAUACAAGAUUGUGAUUACAAAGAAGAUUCGAUUCGGCUGUUGAACGCGUUGUCGAACAUAUUGGCAAUCAUCAAACAUUUUCAGAUGAAAAUCAAAGAAUGGCUCGCUAGUCAAAGUCUGUCGACACCCACUGAACAGCAAAUAUUGGAACAAAUUCAGAAAAACUAUGACCUUACGCUUAAACUGCAAGAUAGUCUUGAUCAAUACGAACGAUACAGCGAGCGACCAAAGCACGUGUUAUUUUUUGCCAACCUUAUGAAGGAAGUUAUGGUGGAUACGAGGAAAACGGUUUACUAUUUAGUGAAGGAAAGCAACAAAGGCACAUUUGUUGAAUGUUUGUGCGGCGCUGUGACUGAUGGACCAAGUGCUGCCGAUGGUGCAGAAGUUGGGAUGAUGCAUUCCUCCAGUUGAAAGUGAUGAUUAUUCAUUGUAGUUAAUGCUUAGUUUAGCAACUAUAUGACAGCAAAUAAAGUUACUAUCUGC